AUGGCUUGGUCAACCUCUACCCUGAUCGCAACCACCUGUCUCCUCGUCCUCAUUUUCGCCCAUCCCACUGUCGCCUUUGGCGCCGGCAACAUCGCAUCCCUGUCCCGCAUCGAGGGUCAGAACUGGCGACAUGGAGAUAUCGAGGAUGUGCUUCUCACCUUGGCUAUGGCGCGCGUUGCUGGGGGCAGGAAAUUCUCCAAACUCGAUGUGCAGAGGGUAUACUUCGGCAAUUGGCUGCGGGAUUACAGUCAGGCAAUAGAUGUUGGAACUGUGAAAUAUGUCAGUGCUGAGGCAAUUCGACUGAUGCUUUGGGUUUUGGGUUUUAUGAGCUUUGGGUAUGGAACUGGUGAAUUCGAAGUGACUACUGAACGUCUCGGAACAUACCAACCCACCGAGCAUAUUGAUAAUCCCUUGGGGUAUGCCGAGGGUGAUGAUGCCCGUCGUUACGAUAGGCGCCUUCGAGGUCCUGUCGACGCAAACCUUGAGUUGUCGAUUGAUCCCCGCACCGAUGUCGGUAUCGCAACAUCAGCCGGGCUGCUACGGAGCAUCUUUGGUAGAUGUAUUGAACUUGGCCGCAGCUAUGGGCGAUCCGGUGAUAAAUCAGAAUUGCAUGAAGCGCUACGUCUCCUUGGGACCGGCCUGCACUGCUUAGAGGACUAUGCGGCGCACUCUAAUUUCACCGAGCUCUGCCUGAUUGAGAUGGGUGAGCAAUAUGUUUUCCCACAUGUUGGUCGACAAACGAUGAUCCAGCUUCCUGGAACUCAGCGUCCAGUUUACCCGAUUGUUACCGGCACUUUUGGCGGGGUAGACUUCCUGCACUCGGUUAUGGGAGAAUUCUCUGAUAAAGCUACCCAGUCAGAAAUUCAGUCUCUUGAAGGUGUUAUGGAGCAAUCCCAGAGCGAAGGAUCCAGCAAGAGCUUUCUUCAAGAAUUGCUUGCUAAAAUACCGUCUGAUAUCUUUGGCGGGGAAGAUAAUUCGGGGAAGAUGGACGAGUUUCAAUCCAACGCCCAAGCUCAACAACAAUCACACCCAAAUAUAUCUCCAAGAGAACCGGAGGAGUGGGCUCUCUAUUUGGAUAACGUCAAAGCCCAGAUCUACCCGAUUUUGGAAUGGCACGACAAUUUGAUGAAAACGAUUAGCGAAGCAAUCGAGAAAUUGCCAAUGAUUUCCGAUCUCAUUGAGCAAAUCCAAAACGAAAUCAAUGUUUUCGUGUUCUCCGUUAUUGCUCCAUACAUUAUUCCAGUCAUCAACCAGGUCAAGUCGGAGCUAGAGACUGGCUCGUCGGAAGUUAUCCAGAGCAGUAAACAACAACAGCACAACAUCUUCAAUGAUGACUAUUGCACUGACCCAACUCACUCAAUGUUAUCCAAAGAUCACUUUUCAAACGUGCUGAAUGAACCGGCUGGAAAGGUAGCCCAAGAAGUUGUGAGAUGGGCUGUUCCCCAGAUCAUGCAAGCGUGGGACGAUGACUACAUUGACAUUAAUCGUACCUUGACUCGGAUUAUCCAUGGCGUCUUCCAUCAUCCCGCCUAUCGCGAUUAUGGAGAGGAUGGGCAAGCUGAUAUCCGAGGGCUCAUGUUUGGUGCUGUCGAGAAAUGGUGGAGUGAGCAGGGUGGGCGUGGCCAGGACUCCCUCAGAGCACAGCUAAGCCGCGAAGGUAUUAGAAACGGUGAUAACCACAAGCCUGGUGUCCGGGAUACCGGUCAUGGAUGUGGUAAGCCAUUAGCUCUCCCUAAACACAAGUCUAAAAAGUCUAGUGGGAUCCCCAACGUUUUGGGCGGACUUUCAGGCAGUGGCCGUUCUCAGGAUGCAGAUGAAUUGGCAAAGAUGGCUAAGAAAGCAGUCGGAGGAGGUGUCCUUGGUGACUUGGUUGGCGGUAUUGUGACCGGUGCAGGAGCUGAGAUUCUUGCCGGAGGGUCAGGCUACGGUGGUGGCGAGUAUGUAGCGGAUGAGUAUAAAAAGGAGAAAGAGAAGAAAGAGAAGAAGGAAAAGAAGGAGAAAAAGAGCAAAAAGUAUGAUGAUGGCGAUGAGGAUGAAUAUAAGAAGAAGAAGUAUAAGGAUUACGACGAUGAAGAUGAUGGGUACAAGAAGAAGAAGAAAGACAAAAAGUACAAAGACGAUGAGGGUGACUACGAGAAGAAGUAUAAAAAAUACGAUGAGGAUGACGACGACGACGAGGGCGAGGACGGGUACAAGAAGAAAAAAAAAGACAAGAAGCACAAGGACGAUGAUGACCACAAGAAGUACAAACAUGAAAAAGAAACAUAG
Messenger RNA from Uncinocarpus reesii 1704, 2268 nucleotides. RefSeq lists its product as uncharacterized. Bases 1 to 2268 code for a protein of 755 amino acids. The transcript has 3 exons. The record is from RefSeq and is a predicted model, not a curated record. Lineage: Eukaryota; Fungi; Ascomycota; Eurotiomycetes; Onygenales; Onygenaceae.